Messenger RNA from Psylliodes chrysocephalus, 3837 nucleotides. Lineage: Eukaryota; Metazoa; Arthropoda; Insecta; Coleoptera; Chrysomelidae. The record is from the annotation of a GenBank genome assembly.
UGUGCUUACGGAGUGUGUUAGUAGGUCAUAGUCUGUCAGGUGCAGAGAGGUGCGGUGUGCCUCACUACAUCUGCUUUGGCUUUCAAUGUCAAGGUGCUUUCAUAAUUUUCAUUACAGAAACGAUACAACGGCUGAACACUGGCACAAGGAACAUCAUGACAAGGUCGCUCAACGUUCUAGGAAUCUUGGCUGUAUUACUCGUAUUAGGGGAAAUAAAUUGUGAUGCACCGCUAUCGGAUUCAGCGUCAUUGCCCUUAGAGCAUAGAGCGGUCUAUGGUCCUCCACUGUCUGGACCUGGUUACCUUUCGACAGGUAUUUUGGGUGGAGGAGGUGGAGGAGGAGCAGGAGGAGGAGGAGGAAGUGGAGGAGGGGGUGACGAUCCAUGGCCACUAGCGACACCGGAUAUGCCCCAAAUCAAACAUCUUCAGGUGCAAUGCGAAAAGACUCAUAUGCGAGUCAACAUUGAAUUCGACCGUCCCUUUUAUGGAAUGAUAUUCUCUAAAGGAUUCUAUAGCGACUCUCACUGUGUUCAUUUAAAGCCUGGUACUGGGCAUUUAAGUGCAACCUUCGAAAUAUUCUUAAACAGUUGUGGUAUGUCCUCGUCCGCUAACCACAAUGCUGCUAGCUACGGUGGACCUACACCAAGUGGAAGUUACGUAGAGAAUACCAUAAUCAUUCAGUAUGAUCCUUACGUACAAGAAGUGUGGGAUCAAGCUCGAAAACUAAGAUGUACUUGGUAUGAUUUUUAUGAAAAAGCCGUAACAUUCAGACCAUUCCAAGUUGACAUGUUACAUGCAGUAACAGCUAACUUUCUCGGAGAUAACUUACAGUGCUGGAUGCAGAUUCAAGUAGGCAAAGGACCCUGGGCAUCUGAAGUAUCUGGAAUUGUCAAGAUAGGUCAGACAAUGACUAUGGUACUAGCUAUUAAAGAUGACGAAAACAAAUUUGAUAUGUUAGUAAGGAAUUGCGUUGCUCAUGAUGGUAAGAGAGCCCCAAUACAACUUGUUGACCAAUAUGGUUGUGUAGUUAGACCAAAAAUUAUGAGCAAAUUCCAGAAAAUUAAGAAUUUUGGUCCUUCAGCAUCAGUAGUAUCAUUCGCGUACUUCCAAGCAUUUAAAUUCCCAGAUUCCAUGAACGUCCACUUCCAAUGUGUGAUACAAGUAUGUAGAUAUAACUGCCCAGAACCCAAAUGUGGUGGCCAUGGUUUAGGUCUAACAAGUGAGUAUGGUGCUCCACCGAUAUCAAACGCACUAGGAAGUGGCGAUUUUGGAGGUCAUGGUAGCCUUGGUGGAGAAUAUGGUCCACCUCCAUCCAAUGAAUACGGUUUGCCUCCUGCAUUUCCUGACCCUAGACAUCCAUCUGGACCAACAGGUGCCUAUUCUGAACAAAAUGCUGACGUAGUACCUGCUCCUCAAGCUCAAACUUCCUCUUCCUCUACGUCUAAUCCUCCUAAUCUGUCUUCUCCUGCUCCUCAAGUAUCAGCACAAAGUAGUAACGAAAUACAUUUACCUCCUCCACCGCCACCAGGUCAUCUUGGUAUUUACAAUACCGUUAAGAGGAAGAGCAAUAUUGCGGAAGAAUUUGAAGGCAAUUUAGCUACCCUAGGUGGAAGACCCAGGUCAGUAGAGAAUCUUCCAGCUGAACUGCAAGGAGUUAGAAGACGACGUAGUCCAGAAGUGAUGACAGUUGUAGUUAGUCACGUCUACAAACGUGAGGCUCAAGAAAUGACUGAUGUGAAUACUAGUCGAAUAAUUCAAGUAGUAGCACCAGGAGAUGUUAAUUUCGCCCUAAACUCUGCUCAAAACAACGAAACGGUGGUCAUACAGUCAGCUUCGUCACAAGAUCCUGAAACGAUUUGUAUGUCUGUUCCAAGUUUCGUAGCCGGAUUAGUAAUGCUCCUAUUGGUUCUUAUAGUGGCAAGUUUGGUAGCAGCAUUUUUGUUUGUUCGAGUGCGGGCUAUCGAUAGAAAAGGAAUCGCUCAAACAUUCGUCGGGUCACGUGGAUACGAUAACGCCGAAUUCGUAAAAGUGGCAAACUGACUAUGAAAAUAUUCAUGAUAGGUACAUUCUAAAAGUCCCAAAGAUGUUCAGGUUUAGCAAGUGAUUGACGCGAGUGAUCAAAGUAGUCGCAGGGCGACAUAUCCUACCAUUUCCUUCAUGCAAUCCUAGUCCUUUUAACACUCGCCUGCUAAUUUGCUUGUGAUAACCUACUUCAAUUCUGUAUUCAAGACCGCAGCAUACCAUAAAUCAUCCCACAGAUAUAACAAGCAUCCUAUUUAUAGAUUUGCUCAAUAAUUCACAACUUUUGGGUGUCUUUUUGAUCUUUUAUUGAAAAAUGGAUAUUCCCUUUAAUGUCCUCAAAUUAUUCAAGAUUGUUAGUUAUUAUUUGAAUACUACUACAAACUUUUGACGAAUAUUAAUUUGCUAACAAAUUGAUCUCAAUAUACAAUUUUCAAAUACAAUUAAUCCAAACAUGGUUGACAUUGCAACGUUGAUAUUUCUUUAUUUGGCAUUGUGUCACGAUUUUCUAAAUAAUGUUAUUUAAAUGGUCAAGACUACGUUUGGUAUAUAUACCUAAUUACAUCUAAUCAGUUAUUUCUCAUUAUUAAAAUAAAAAGUGGCAUCAAUAGCACUACGUUUAAGACAACCCUAAAGAGGUUUGGUCGUAAACAUGUAUAAAUGUAGACAUUCAAACACUAACUGUGCUAUUUGGAAAUUAAGAAUAUUAGAGCUAUGUAAUGGGUCUUAGAUUUCAGUUUUGAAACGAGUUAACAUGAGUAUUUUCCUCUGUAGCUCUCUUCACCCCGCCAUUCUAUUACUAUUAACUCACCUCAUCUUUGUCAAAUCAUUUGUGCUAGCAAAGGCAUUAUGCUCUAUUCUGCCCUUACUAGCAUGACCUAACCCUAGUUGUAAGUAAGUUAUUUAUAUUAUUUAGGUGUUAUUUAUAAAAAAAAUUAAGUGUAACCUAUGUACUACUCGAGAGUAUGUUUGUAAGAUAUUUGAAGAAUAUUGAAUAUUUAUUUUUAUGGACUGAGUAAAACUCUUAUGCUUGAUUUAGAGUCGAAUUAUUGAAACGUUUUGUUUUAACCUUGUUUUUAGGUACAUUAUGAGGUUCUGUUUACCUUUUUAUGUUGACUGAUACGGCGACUACAAAUAAAUCUACUUAUAUGUUAUUAUAUUUUAUUAAGGCGACUCUAAAUUAUGGAUAAUACUAGAGUAUAUUUAUCAUCUGUCUAUAUAAAAUUAAGAUCAUACAAGGGCAGAUCCUAGUCUCAUAAUUAGAAUAUAGUUCACAUGUCAAUAAGGCUUUACAAAAAUACUCAAGAUAUAAAAUACAAAUACCGUUUAUUGUUUCUACAUUAUUUCUUGUGCGUUUUUUUGUUUUGUUUGAUUUAUUUCGUUUUGAAAACACAUUUGUAAUCUCUCUUUUGAUUAAAUUGUUGUCAUUCUAAUUUUGAUCAUCCGAAAGAUUAAUAUUUUAUAAAUAAAAGAUUUAAAUUACAUUUGUAUCACUUUACCAUGCACAGAAAAUCCAAUCAAAUCUUACUUUGCUCUAUGAGGUAAGAGAUUUUUGAUUCGUUUGUCUCGUCUUAUCACGUACAAAAUUAUAAAUAAAUUACUGCGUAUAUUUGUACCAAAAUAUCAAUUUAUGCACUUUCUAAAAUAUAGCAUUUGUGAUUAGUUAUAAAAGACUUGUGAUGGCUAAUACUGCAAUAGAAUUAAUUAGGCUUCAAAUAUUUGUUUUUAUUCUGGCCUAGAACCAGAUCAAUUCCAAUUUAUUUAAACGGAAACCUAUAAGCAAAUAUUUUUUCAUAAAAUUUAACCAUAAAUUAACCAC